AUGACGCCAGCGAUGCGUGCUUUUGCCUUUUGCGCCAUCUUCGUUGCGUUUUUCUACGUUAUGAAACGCGUUAGCCGCGCGGAAGUGUUGUUUUUUCGUAGGUAACGAAAAGUUUAGGUUAAAUAUAGAGCAAACGCGUUACAGAAGUUCCGUAACAAGUAAGAAGCCUGAAAAACUGCUGCAAGCUUAAGUUGCGCUGAAUGGAGCAGCCUGAGCUCAGCCAGUCCGUACCACCUGCAGCAGAAAAACAUGUAAGCGAAAGCUCUGUUCAUGACAUUUUGAUUGAUGCUGCACUGGAGUCAGUAUACAGAAAUGAGGCACUUGAUCCAGGUCAAGCUGAGCAGCUUGCAGCAUCAGAAACACCUGCUCAGGAAAGCUUUGCAGAAAGCGCACUUUCUUCAAUGCACCCUGGCAUUGAAAAGCUGGAGCCAGUUUUGGGCAGUGUGACAGUACCUGAAUCCAACACCCGAGAAGCAUUGUUAAAAGAAAAAAGAACAUUGAAUCUAUUGGACAAGGAACUUGAGAAUUUAGUGAAACCAUCUUCACAAUGUUCCAAAAAGCCAGAGAAUGAGUCUGGGCCUGGCGCCAGUCAGGACUUCACUGAAGUGCCAACUCCACUUGGCAAAGCAGUUCCGCAAGAUGUUCCCCUACAACCAGGUCCACCUGGUGAAACAGUUCAGCCAGACGUUGCUGAGGAACCUGCUCCAACUUGUGAAACAGUUCCAUUUGAUGUUGCUGAGCAGCCAGCUCAUGUUGCUGGAGCAGUUCCACGAGAUUUUUCUGAACAAGCUGCUUCAGUUGCUGAAGCGGUGUCACAGGAUGUCGUUGAACGAGCUGCCCCAAUUAGUGAAGCAGUUCCAGAAGUUGAACAAUCAGCUCCAUUUACUGAAGCAGUUCCACAAGAUGUUGAGCAGUCAGCUACAUUUUCUGAAGCAGCGCAACAAAGCAAAAUAGCUGAGCCAGUUGAUGCAGCUACACAAAAUGGGUCAGCAGCUACCUCCGAGCCAGAACUGAGGCGGUCAUCUCGUCCACGCAAACCCUCAGUGCGUAUGAGAUCCCCUGGUGGUGAGACUGUGGAACGCUCAUCAGAACCUGCAGUUUCGAAACGAAAAUCAGCCUCUCACAAAAUACCAGAUAACUUGCAAGCUGUGGUUCCUACAAAUACUGAACCUCCUACGCCAACAAAGUCCCUCCCAUCCAAGAUGGAGCGCAUGAAGUUUGGCAACAGCAGCCCACUUCUUUCAAAAGCAAAGAAAAAAAUUUCAACCGAGGAAAAGACUUGUGUUACUCAUUAUCGGCAGCAAAGUGCUGCACCAGGGAACACUUCUGACAGUCGUCUUAGCCAGUAUGCUUGCCAAAAGUGCAGUUUUCGUACUAGCCGCAUGGACAAUCUUGUGCGACACAACAAGCAAGAUUGUGCAUAUGUGAAGGACUUUUUCAGCUGGGAUGCGAACACUUUUACGGAAGCUACUCAAAUGCCCAAGAAGAGGUCUUUGUCACCAGCUGUAGUUUGUGUGAAUGAUGGCACCGAGGAAGCAAGCAACUCUUCAUCUGCUAGGCGCAAAAGGCAUAUGCGAAAAUUUGAAAGAAGCCCCAAAGCCCCAGAAAAGAAGAAACCAGCAACAGCGUCCCCAAGGUACAUCCACAUAAUUGAGAUGCAUGGGGAGAGCUCUGAAGAUGACAAUGAUGCAUCUGUGUCUGAUGCCACACCACAGGAAAAAAUUGAGUUUGCUGAAGAUGACGUUGUUUGGGUGGAGUGGAAGCGGUUGCACUGGCCUGCCUUGGUUCUGAAAGUUUAUCCGAAGACUAGGAAAGCCAAAGUGUUUCUAAUUCAUUCAAUCACGGCAAAAGAGACUGCCUUAGUCAACAUUAAAAAGAUGUUCAACUUCAACAACGCCGAGAGGAACAAACAAUUUUUGAAUGAAGGCCGUGUAGGGCACAACAGCGGUGCCUUGGUGAAAGCAGCACAAAAGGCUGAAGAAUUUCUUCGUAAACGAUGCCUUGGUAGCAGUAUUGAUGCCAAGAGAUUUUUCUGGAAUGAAGAAGGAGACACAUGUAGUACAGACAGCGAUGAUUUUGACUUGGACCCUUUUUGCCCAGAAGGCGAAGAUGAUGGGUUGGAUACAGCUGCUGCACGCAUCAAGGAAAAGCGAAAGCAACGCAAUGAGAAGCUUGUCCAGUGCAUUAAAGAAGGAAAAGUAAAUGAUCAUUUACUGGGUGUGCUGAAUGGCACGGUGCCAAGUGAACGCAACAAGUUAUUUUAUAGCACCAGUCGAAAUGAAAACCUACAACUCAAGGAUUGGUCAUGGUUUGGGCCUAUUGAGGAUGUCUCACAGCAAGAAGAGAUUUACGAGUUCUGCUUUGAGCUCCUGAAGGCAAAUUCAGACUUAGGCCCUACUUUUGACAUUGCAUCUUAUGUCAUCGAGGUGUGGUGCCCUGAGGCAGUGAUGAAGGCUCUGAGCAUAACACGUGGCAUUAACAUGGACAAAGCAGAAGAAGUCCUGCUGCGAGCGGUGAUUCAUACCAGGGCCGAGUUUGAGGCACACCGACAAGAGUUUUCCUCCACUCCUUUAGAUCCUGAAGCAGAGCGGGAACGUUCUGAGCGCAUGCAUACUGAAAUUCGGGACAGUGGCAUUGCUGAUGACAUUAUUGCUGCGCUCCUCUAAAAGGCUGCACAACCAUUUUUGACAGCAGUUCCUUUGCACAGAUUGCGUUUGCUUAAAGGGGUACUGACACAAAAAAUUUGCAUUUUGCUUUUUUGCUUAGUGAGAUAGCUACCGACACCAUAGUGGCAGUGUAGUGCGUGAAUUCUAUGAACAUUGAACAAAUCAAUUAUUAUAUCUUAAUGCGUUCGUUUAAAACACGCCAAAAGCAAUGUGGCUUCAUGGCAUAAGGUGUGUUAGCAAGCACCUUUUAUACAUCACGAAAAUUAGAGGUAGUGUUCAGGUCAUAUUACAAAUGACUGGUACUCAGAUCAGGCAGCCUGGUGGGCCAGGUGCAGUGGCCACAAGCCACACAAUUGCCUUGUCACUUAACGCUUGGCUUGCCACUUCGGCCAUUCAUGCCUCUUUUAUUCUGCACUUGGCAUUCUACACUGCUUCUCUGCUGUGGCUUCUCUUAGAACAAGCAGAAUUUUUCUCACUUAUUGUGCUGACCUUUCGGCAACAUGAUCACAGUGCAUCUUUGACCAUUGCACUGGGUCGACCCGCACUUGGGUGAUACCGUGCAACCACAACCCCCAAUUUCCAUGACCUGUUGGAUGUUCUGGUCAAAACACACAGCAUCGUUCUAUUUGGGCUAUGUUUUGAAUUCAUUGCAUCAAAAGAUUGUAUAAAUAUAGUUUGUUGCAUGUUUGAGGAAUUAAAGCUUUGUACUGCCGUUACAGAAUUAGUUUCUAGUUAACUAAAUAAGCAGAAAAGGAAUGUUGUGUCAGUAUUCCUUUAAUAUUAAAUUUUUAUUCUUUGUGUAUAUCCACACUUGUGAGACUGCUUUCCAGGACCACUAAUUGUGUGUGGUUGCAGAAACAUUUGUGUGCAUUCUUUUGUUUCCUACCACCAUAAUUCUAAUGCGCAUAUUGUGUGAAAAUAUCAUUCAAUCUUACCACUUUGUUCUGAAGUAUUUGUUUAUUGGGCUAAGUCGGCACAGUAUUUUUUACUUUUAUUCUUAAUUUUGAAAUUUCUAGUAUAAGAUGUUUGUUUUAUUUGAAUGUUCAUUUCUGCAGUUCAUAAAUUUUCUAAACAUUAAUUAUUGUUUAUGCAUGAUUCGAGUGAGUGGAUUUUCAUUCUUUGUGCUUUUCCUGGUAUGUGUAGUGUUUUCUUUACCUUGAAACCUUUCUGUGUAUUCGCAUGUCUACUUGCUGAACAAUUUGUGCAAGCCUAUUCAUCACCUAAAAUUAUUUUGUCCUCACUUGUUACUUCUGAGAAUUUACAUGUGAUUUUCCUCGGUCAUUUGUGCACAUUUUUCUCAACAGUUGGUUUUUAUAAUUCAUGGCGAGUAGGUACAAGAUGUCUUUAGGUUAAUUUGUGCAUUUGGCAAAGUCCUAAAUAUUUAUUUCUGCCAGUAGUUAGUGUAGGGUUAAAUGAACUGUUUCUUUCUUCUGGCGCAAUUACAUCAUUUCAUAUAGAAGAGCCAUUGCAAUUUCAGUAACCAGCUAAGGGGAAACAAUUUUGUAAGCAUGACUCACCAAUGUUAUUUCUGGUAGUACUGGUUCCAUCCUUGUGCAUUCUUCUUUAUCUCUGUGUGGUGUGGGGUUGCGUGAAUUGUCUUUACCAGAAAUGUAUUUCUUGCUGCCGUUCCUCAAGUCCUUUAUGUCUGCUCGAUGAAUUUUUCCUGAUUUCCAGCUUUUGUUCAUAAUAUAGUUUUCAGUUCGCUGGCAUGUGGGCUAGUGGUAAGCAGUAAUGCUUGUCUUAGUUGAUGUCAGAAAUGUUAAUGGCUCCCUAACAGACUGUUUCAUAUUUUGAUCUGGGGCCAGUUGCUUCAAGCACUUUACCUUUGGGUAAAUUUGCCAUGGCAGUUGUAAAGCUUCAAGCAAGUGGCUGCAAGUUUCUGCACAAUAAGUUGUCAAAUGACCAACCAGUGAUACUGGCAUGAAACUUCUGAUAUUUUUAAUUCAACAACUUGCUGUGCUGCAACUGCCACUUUUGCAAAGUUUUUUUACUGUGGGUAUAAUUAUAUCCACGGGUAAAUUGCUUCGUGCAAAUGGGCCGAGAACAUCAACACAUCACAAGUGUAUGUGGCUAAUGUUAGUGGGUGUCCCAGUUGCUGGGCCUGCCUGCAUUGGCUUAUGUUUCUACAGAUGAAUGCAGAGUUAAGCAUGUUUAUUCAUUUAUCUCAUCAUUACAUUGAUUCCUCUGAAAUUUACAUUGUGUAAGGCUAGUGUGGCCAGCUAGGCAAUGCUUGAUUGCUUAUGUACCUUUUAAAUUGCAUAUUUCAUCAAUACAUGUAAUGGUUACAUCAUGUAAAGUAUGGCUGGUGCUUUGUUGUUGUGCCAUUUGAUUACCUGAAUUGGUUUGUACAGGCGGUUCAAAUGAAUGCACUAGACACCAUUAUUUUCAUCUCAUUAAUAUAUUUUUGUCCAUAGUGCUAGAUUUGGACUAUCUCUGGCAGCUUAGCAUAUUACUGGUAUAUAUCUUCUUAAUUUUCUUAUUGGAACAACAAAUAAAAUCAAACAUAAAUGCAAAAAAUUAUGUUCAUUUCACUUGGACUAGCACGUUUUCAUUCUAAGCAAAGUUCUGCUAUCAGCUACUGUUUUUUUUUUUCACCCAAAACCUGAAAUGUGCAGUAAACAGCAGCAAAUGGCCAGCUCUACUGCAGUUCAUGUAGGUUUUUUUUUUUUGUCUCAACAUAAACACUGUGCUGUCUGAGAAAUGAAUUAGGUAUUCUGUUGCUUCUUGUAAAAGGUAUUCGAGUGGUGCUUGAUUAAAAAUUUGCUCUUCCAUCAA
Messenger RNA from Dermacentor andersoni, 5441 nucleotides. RefSeq lists its product as uncharacterized. NCBI's taxonomy places the organism in Eukaryota, Metazoa, Arthropoda, Arachnida, Ixodida, Ixodidae. The record is from RefSeq and is a predicted model, not a curated record.